AUACUGUGAAUAAGGUAUAUGUGCAACUGCUACUUGCCAGUAUAGGUUCGGCAGUAGAGAUUGAACUUGGCUCUUCUGCCCAUCUAAUGGAACAACGUUCCUCCGAUCAAGUGUCACCAGCUGUGUUAAACAAAUUAAACAUUCGUCAUUUACGUGACCAUUGUCGGAAACAGCAAAUCUUAUUACUACUAUUAUGUUGUUUAAACGGAUCAUCGAAGGAAAAUCGAUGUUGAACACAAAUCCUAAGGAUAGGUCUCCAGAGAAAUGUUCGAGAAGGAAAUCGGAAUGCGAGGGUUGUGGCGAACAUUCUACUAUUCUGGAGGAAAUCACGAAGAUGGUUCUACUUGGAGUGGUUUUAUGGGCUGGAGUGACAUUCGGAAUUCAUGUCGCUCCAUAUCCUCUCAAUUUGAUAGUGUCUUCAGAAAUAAUACAUCCUCCUCCAUUGUAUGAUUAUCCUUUCCCGAGCGCACAAAUGUUGAAGAAGCUGCCGACUAUAACAGCCGCUGAUACAAAUAGGUCAAUCAGCAUGAGCAAACUAGUUAUAUCUAUGCUAGAUCGCCUGGAAACUAAUCUAGAUGCAGCAGAGAUAAGACCCAAACAAGGUUCUGCGGCUCAAGGCCUGGCGAUUGAUGGUCUUCCUUCAAACAACGCUAUGAAAUAUGAAAUGUCGUCUGCCAUUAUAACUAAAGCGUCCCAACAACUUGUUUGGACUAAAUGUGCAAGGUACGGUUUGCCAAAGGACGAAUGUGCGAGUUACAUUAGUACUUUAAACUUGAGGGAAAGUGAAUUUGGAGGUGAAUGCGCACAAUUAGAGAGAUUUACAUGUCGCUCGAAUAAGAUGUCGUCUAGAUAUAGAACAUUCGAUGGAUCUUGCAACAACCCAGUUAGAUCUUCUUGGGGUCAAGCACUUACUGGUUACAAACGGCUCCUACAUCCCAGAUACCAGGAUGGAAUAGAAGAACCUCGUCGCGCUGUUAGUUCCCAUGAGCUGCCAUCGGCUCGUCUGGUGAGCUCAGUUAUCGGAGAUAAUAUAGAUGUACCGGAUAACAAGAAAACUAUAACCCUACCGGUGUGGAGCCAAUUCAUCUUUCAUGAUCUGGUCCAUACUCCAGUGCGGAAGACUUACCAUACAGACAAGGCUAUCCGUUGCUGCGACAACUCCGGCUGGCCCCUCACACCGCGCUACCAACAUCCAAGCUGCAUGCCCAUCACAGUCUCUGACACUGACCCCAUGUACAAGGAACAGCGCGUCACCUGUAUGGAGUACACUCGUUCUGUCACUACCUACCGCGGAGACUGCACCUUUGGAGCUGCCGAACAGAUGAAUCAAGUGUCUCAUUUCCUGGACGGGUCCAAUAUCUACGGAUCCAACAGUCGUGAAGCUGCAGCUCUAAGAGAAAAGACUGGUGGUCUUUUGAAGACAUCUACCGUAGACGAUGAUGAGUUAUUGCCUCUAGCUAUCAAUCCCACUGAGAAAUGCCUCGUUGAUAACAAUAAUGAACCUUGUUACAACACAGGUGAUAUCCGUGCCAAUGUCCAUCCCUGGUUGGCUAGCCUUCAUACUCUGUUUGUCAGAGAACACAAUCGUAUAGCCAAAGCUCUGGCUAAUCUCAACCCUGGCUGGAAUUCUGAUAAGCUUUACCACGAGGCGAGAAGAAUUGUAGUGGCUGAGACACAGCAUAUCACAUACUCCCAAUGGCUACCGGCACUCACUGGUAAGGCUUUCGACGAGUUCUAUGAUAGCUACGACACAGGCUACAAUCAGGACGUUGACCCCACCAUUACAAACUCCUUCGCUACCGCCGCCUUUCACUUCGUAUACAGCCUCCUUGAUCAGGACAUUGAAUUGAUGGAUGACGUCAGCAAUGUGACGUCACACCGCCUGAGACACAGCUACUUCAAGCCGCAGUUGUUGGCUCAGAAGGACGGUGUGGAGAAAAUAUUGAGAGGAAUGGUCAAUCAGAGCCAGGGAUUGGACUUAAAUUAUGAUUACGAUCUUCGUCCGGGUUGGUUUGGUUCGCUGGAUGUCCUGGCUUUAUCGGCUCAGCGUGGACGUGAUCACGGUCUACCGGGGUAUGCGCACUACCGCGCCCUCUGCGGACUUCCUCUCCCCGGGACAUUCGACGCACUAACUGACGUCCUACCGGAAGAGGUUGUAACCAAACUGUCGCAAUUGUAUGAACAUCCUCACGAUAUAGAUUUGGUUGUCGGUUUAAUGGCAGAGGUACCACUUCCCGGUUCGUUGCUAGGACAUACGGCUACUUGUUUAAUAAAGGAGCAGUUAUGGCGUACUCGAGUGUCAGACCGCUACUUCUAUAGCCACAUGGGUGAAGCGGGCAGUUUUACUAAGAGACAGUUGGCGGAAGUGAGGAAGAGUUCUUUGAGCCGCCUCCUUUGUUACAAUACCAAGAUACAGACAGUCCCCAGGGAUGCUUUCCAAACUGUUGACGAAAGUAAUCCGUUGAUUUCUUGCUCGGACUUGAAGAAGAUGAAUCUCGAGGCCUGGCAGGAUCCCUCCCAACAACCUGAUAUAUUCACUAGAACCAAUACUUGGAUAAAGAACAAAGUGGCCAACGGCAACACUACUAAAUAGACUGUUAGAUUUAAUGUUGUAUUUAUUAAACUAGUCUGCGGCUUAAGUAUUGUUUUAUGUUAUUUAGUAAGUGUGACAAUGAGGAUUGUUUUAAAAUUAUUAUUAUGAGUUAUUUUGUGGGUAGAUUGACAUUUGGCCGCAGAUGUGAGUGGAGUCAGUAUUUGUGAGGUUUAUUUAGCCCUGUUAGGAGUGUUUAGCUAUUAGGAAUAUUUAGAUAUUAAGUUGUUUUACUCAAACAUUAAUAUUAUAGUUCGUAUAAAUGUAUACGGACGCCAUGUUGUACAGUGGCUGUGAUAACGUUUAGCCCGAUUCAGAAUAGUCCAUUAGACAUAGCAGUCUUAAAUGGCAGUGUGUUAGUAAUGGAGGAUUAAUCGAUACGUUUUUGUGAGAUUGUAUUUUAGACCGUAUUCAAAAGGUAACAAGAACAAUUUUCGCACAUUUGUAUAUAUAAUUUUUGAAAUUCAAUCUGCGUGAAAUAUAAUCAUUGUGAUGAUAGUGUGUUGAAAUAUAUUGAAUGCUUAAUUAACCAUUUCCAGUCCGGGCACAAUAUUUUAAUUAGUCUAGACACUGGAAUAUGGUACUUAUCCCAUUGGUUACAGAUGCGAAUUUCGCUUGUGUCAAUGAAUUUUUUGUUCCAUAUUUAAAUUUAUAUCAAAUGUGUUUUAAUUGUGAAAAUUAUUUACGGUUUGGAUACUUAACAACAUGAGACUAUUUUGUAUGAUCAGUGUUUAAAUCUAUUUUUUUUCCUUGCUAUUAAUUUCCUUGUAAUGUAUUGUGUUUGAAAAUGUUACUUAUUGAAUUUUAUGUGAAAUUUGUUUUUUCUACUCAACCAAAGACUGUACUGCAUCUUUAAUAGUUAAUUCUUUUACUCUUUACCGUUUUGAUAUAUAUAUGUUAAUUAUUUAUAAAUUAUUAAUACAUUUAUUUCGAGAAUUUAUACAAGCUAGUUUAAAUUGAUGUCACGUAUAAAAAAAACGUUUUUUUAAAGAGCCACGAACAAUUUAUAUAUAAACUAUUAUUAUUGUUUUGACAAAAUUUCCUUUUAAAUGAUCGUUUGUAACAGUAUCUUGCCUGUAGUAUAUUAACAAAAUGUCGGUACUUAUAUAUUUAAUAUUAUGUGUCUAUCUUGAAUUUAAAAUAAAGGAAUAUAAAAAAACA
Danaus plexippus (monarch butterfly) is the source of this 3751-nucleotide messenger RNA. RefSeq names its product peroxidase-like. Gene Ontology annotation, molecular function: heme binding; peroxidase activity. Lineage: Eukaryota; Metazoa; Arthropoda; Insecta; Lepidoptera; Nymphalidae. Gene Ontology annotation, biological process: response to oxidative stress. The record is from RefSeq and is a predicted model, not a curated record.